ACCAGAGGGGAGGAGUUGGAACAGGUUGUGUCCAGGGUGAGAUGGAUCUGCGGUGAUAUUUCCUGCCUGUUUCCUGACUCUGGACAAGUACAGGUUCUGAAUGGAUGGCAGUGUAGAACUGGAUCAGCAGUUCCUUAGUUGUCGAUCGAGCACCAUGGGAAAGAAGAGUCGAGUGAAAACUCAGAAGUCGGGCACGGGAGCCAGUGCUGUAGUUUCCCCCAAAGAGAUGAUGAACCUCAUCUCUGAACUGCUUCAGAAAUGCAGCAGUGCAGCACCUUCCACUGGCAAAGAGUGGGAGGAGUACAUCCAGAUCAAAGGCUUAGUGGAAAAGAUCCGCAAGAAACAGAAGGGUAUGUCCAUAGUGUUUGAGGGCAGCAGAGACGACUACUACCCAGACCUGAUGUCCUGGGCUCAGGAAAACAGGGCGUCCUGUGACGGUUUCACAGUGACCAACUUUGGGACGGAGGGCUAUGGCCUGCGGGCCACCAGAGACAUCAAGGCAGAUGAACUAUUCCUGUGGAUUCCCAGGAAGAUGCUAAUGACGGUGGAGUCGGCCCAGAACUCUAUACUGGGUCCGCUAUACAGCCAGGACAGGAUCCUACAGGCCAUGGGCAACGUGACGCUGGCCUUCCACCUGCUGUGUGAGCGGUCCAAUCCUGCUUCAUUCUGGCUGCCGUACAUCCGCAGUCUUCCUCAGGAGUACGACACACCGCUGUACUACCAGCAGGAUGAGGUGCAGCUGCUGCUGGGCACACAAGCAGUGCUGGAUAUCCUGAGCCAGUAUAAAAACACUGCACGCCAGUAUGCUUACUUCUACAAACUGGUGCAGACUCAUCCCGCUGCCAGCAAACUGCCCCUGAAGGACAACUUCACAUUUGAUGAUUACAGGUGGGCCGUGUCCUCGGUCAUGACUCGCCAGAACCAGAUCCCUACUGAGGACGGCAGCCGGGUCACUCUGGCUCUCAUCCCCCUCUGGGACAUGUGUAACCACACAAAUGGACUGAUCACCACCGGCUACAACCUGGAGGAUGAUCGCUGUGAAUGUGUGGCACUGCAGGACUACAAGGAGAACGAACAGAUCUACAUCUUCUAUGGCACAAGAUCCAAUGCCGAGUUUGUCAUCCACAACGGCUUCUUCUUCCAAGACAACGCCCACGACCGAGUGAAGAUCAAGCUAGGUGUUAGUAAGAGCGAGCGCCUCUACGCAAUGAAGGCCGAAGUGCUGGCGCGAGCUGGCAUCCCAGCGUCCUGUAUCUUUGCUCUUCACUGUAAUGAACCCCCCAUUUCAGCCCAGCUCCUAGCCUUCCUCAGAGUCUUCUGCAUGACAGAGGAGGAACUGAAAGACUAUCUGCUCGGAGAUCGUGCCAUCAAUAAGAUCUUCACCCUGGGCAACAGCGAGUUCCCUGUCAGCUGGGAGAAUGAGAUCAAGUUGUGGACUUUCCUAGAGACCCGAGCUGCUCUGCUGCUCAAGACCUACAAGACCACAUCAGAGGAGGACCGCUCCAUGCUUGAGAAACCUGAUCUAUCUCUCCAUUCUCGCGUGGCGAUCCAGCUCCGCCUGGCCGAAAAGCAGAUCCUGGAGAAGGCGUCGGCCAGCGGACGGGCUAAACGUCUGCACUUCCAGAAGAAGCUGGAAGAGGGCGCUCCGUUGCCUCUCUACGAGGAAAACGAUAUCGCUUUGCUGGAGAAUACUGACGCAGAUGCAAAGCUUCCUAUUAUCCUGCGCAAGCUGGAGGAGGUAGAAGAAGGCCAGGAGAUCCAGGUGGAGGAGCACAGUCACCUCCUGAAUGGGGAGAAGGCAAUGUAUGAGAUGGGUAUGGAAGCUAAUGGACAGGAGGAGGAUCAGGAGAAGGUCAGCAGAGAUGUUAAUUCAGCUUUGGACUUGAUUGGAAGUUCAACCCAGAAGGGCCAAAGGGAAGUGGCUAAUCUAAGUGCCAGUCGAACUGAAGAUAAUCCCAAAGAGAACAGUGAAUAAGCAUAACCCACUUACUGCCACAGCCUAUGCUAUUUAUUAAUUUUUGUGUCUCUUAAAUUAAGAAAAUAUAGAAGCUGAAAAAAAUUGAAUUCAAAGUCACUGAACUUUUCCGACUGUAUCUUCAUCCAGUGUGGCUUUUCUAAGUUGUCCACUGCUGGACAAAAAUGCUGCCAGUGUGUCCCUCAGCCUUCUCUUCAUAACAGGAUUUGAUUAAAAUUAGCUUUUGUUUUAAGUUUGAAAUGUAGGUUUACAUUGAAACAUUUUGAGGCCUACAGCAUUGGAAAAAAGCAAGAGGGGACACCACAAACUGGUUCAAAUUGUUAGGUGAAGAGAAAAAAAACUAAAUGGAGUGAGGUGAAUGUUAUUUCCGCAAAGCCAAAAUCCCUCUACUCUUUUGAAUUGGUUGGUUUAUUACUGCAGUUUGUCUCCAUAUAUGUCCAGUAUGUUUUGAGUUGACAAUCGUAUUCUCUAGUGCAUUUUGUGGUGUGCUACUGAGUUAAGACCACCACUGCCCUCUAUUCCCUGUUUCCCUCAUCUCAAGCUAAAUAAUUAAUAAAAAACAUAAUAUGCUCUCAUUAGCCUUUGAGAAUGCUUGUUUUAAAUUGAUUGUAACUGUUGUGGUUCAGUAUGACAGGCCAAAAUGGAAAAUGGUUUUGCUUUCUCAAUGAAACCUUUUUUAUUUUUACCAUCAAAACGUGCAUUUUCUAUCAUUACGUAGUUGCAGCCCUCAUUAAGAAACAUGUUUAUUUUGUGUUUAAAAAGUAUCUUUAUGAAUGUACUCAAUUUACAUUGCAGUUAAUAUACGCAUAUAUGCCGCCAAAAGGGAGUGAUUAGUGACCCGGUGAUCACUGUUAUUGCCCCUGAGAAAGCCAUAUACAGCACUGAGGACUUAGUGAGACAUGAUGAUGAUGACGACGUUGUCCUGUUGGAAACUUUUUGUUUGACUGCCUUAAAAUUAGGCAAUUUCAACAUGACACUAUUUGUAUGAAAAACAAGGAAGCAGUUUGUAUUAACUGUAAGGGUGGCCCCAACAAUUCUGACUCUGUAUACUGAUACAAAUAACUGAUACUGACUAAAUCCCUGACAGUCAAUGCAGCGUAGGGGAAAAAUUUGCAAUUUUGGCAAGUUAGAACAUUUUACCUUAUUGCGUACUUCCUGUUUAAACCACUGUCUCACCUCAAUUUCUCACCCAUUGUGUAUAGUUAUGGGUGAUGAGGUGGAUGAGGGACUUUGUGCUUCAACUGUACUACAGUAAUUUAGGGUCACAAUUUUGUUUAUAGUGCUGUUGUGUGUGGCUCACUUUUAUGUACACGAUAAUGAUGAUUGAUAAAGUUUGACAAAAUAAUAAAGUCAGUGUCCAAUUA
Messenger RNA from Dicentrarchus labrax (European seabass), 3339 nucleotides. It is a transcript of the gene setd3, whose product is annotated as SET domain containing 3, actin histidine methyltransferase. Lineage: Eukaryota; Metazoa; Chordata; Actinopteri; Moronidae. Bases 101 to 1975 code for a protein of 624 amino acids. Gene Ontology annotation, molecular function: transcription coactivator activity; protein binding; histone H3K4 methyltransferase activity. Gene Ontology annotation, biological process: peptidyl-lysine dimethylation; actin modification; peptidyl-lysine trimethylation. The record is from RefSeq and is a predicted model, not a curated record. The transcript has 13 exons.